GAGAUCAUGCAUCUCGAAGCACAGCUUGAUGAGAAACUCUACGAUCUUAAUGUGGAAGAAGCAAACCUGAACGGCAAUACUGAGUCGUGGCUGCGCCUUGCUCGCAUGCACCAAGAACUGAAAAAAGAGUUCCCCAACAUCAAUGAACCUAUUGAUCUCUCUUCGCCAGAGGCACAGAUGCUCAUCGAUUGCGCCACUCUGAUGGUCAAGAAUGAUCUGGCUACAUUGCAAAUGCAGGUUGCCAUGAAGGAAAACUACAAACAGAUCAGGAAGAUGAUGGUCGAGGCUCAAGCUAUCCUCGAUCAGCUUGUUGCAAUCAACCCAGCUGACAGAAAGUACGAAGAGAUUGGAAACACACUCAAGAUAAAGAGUGGUCCUGGCAGGGGCUGGGAGGGCUUCAUCAAGAGAAUGGCCAUCGUCAUUCACUACACAGGAACUUGA
Aureobasidium pullulans EXF-150 is the source of this 441-nucleotide messenger RNA. RefSeq lists its product as uncharacterized. The transcript has a single exon. Lineage: Eukaryota; Fungi; Ascomycota; Dothideomycetes; Dothideales; Saccotheciaceae. The annotation marks the transcript as partial. The record is from RefSeq and is a predicted model, not a curated record.